This is a messenger RNA of Phlebotomus argentipes, 2209 nucleotides long. Its product is annotated as nose resistant to fluoxetine protein 6-like. Bases 144 to 2201 code for a protein of 685 amino acids. The transcript has 10 exons. Lineage: Eukaryota; Metazoa; Arthropoda; Insecta; Diptera; Psychodidae. Gene Ontology annotation, molecular function: acyltransferase activity, transferring groups other than amino-acyl groups. The record is from RefSeq and is a predicted model, not a curated record.
UCAAUACUCAUCACUUGAGCUUCUCAAGACGAUUAUGUGCGUCACAUUGCGAUGGAGUGUUUUUAACUUCUACUUCCCGCACAAUUGAGGCACAGUCUUCGCUUGGCUACCGUCGGAUUUGGUCUUCUCGGGCGGAUCUUAAGAUGCUGCUCGUCGCAGUGUCGAUUUUUCUGUGCUCAGUGACACUUAUUAAUUGUGCAGGAGUGCCAUCAGAGUUCAGGACUAGAGCAGUGAGUGAGGAGCGAAGGGACAAUCUAAUCCACUCCUCCAUUCUCUAUGGGAUUCUCAAUGCAACGCUCGAGGGUGGACAGGAAGUGGGCGGUGGCUCGUGUGGGACGCAGCUUUGGGCUCUGCUCGAGGGCGUGAAUGCUGAGGAAUUGUGGGCACUGAAAGCGCUGGACGCAUCAGCUGCCGCUCCCGAGGCCUUCAUCUGGGGCAGCAACUUCUGGCUGGGCUCCAGGCAGGAGUGCAACUCAAUCUCCCACCCAAUCGAUCUCACCCUCACCGAUGCGCCCGCCACAGAGGAGCUGGUCUACGCACAGCCACCCUUUCCCCUGGACUACCGCGUGGCUCACCUCAACAUCAGCACUGCGCUGCAAAUCGACGCCAAGUUCAUUGUCAAGCCUUUGCUGCAUUUGGGUCUGUGCGUGCCUGAAUCUUGUGGCAAUUCUGACAUAUUCAGGGCACUAAAGUUGUACAGCGAGGCCAAGGCGGUCAACGCCUUCGCCACCUUUCACAUCCACCCGAGGGUCCUUGACGUGAAGAAGCCAGCGAUAUCGUGGACUUUUCUGCUGCGACCGGAAUUGAUUGCCCUCGCCAUUUCCGUCGCUGCAAUCAUGACCGUGAUGCUAAUUCAGGGAUUAUCCGCCACUUCUCAGUCUGAUUGCAAUGGGAAUGAGAAGAAGAGCUCAGCGCGGCUCCUCCUCGAGUGCUUCUCUUUGAGACAGAACAUGAGCUACAUUUUCCGGACAUCGACGCCAAACUCCAUCUCCGCCAUCGCCGGAGUGCGAUCCAUUGUCUGUCUGUGGAUUGUGUCGUUUCACAUCUUGUAUUACGGACUGCACUACAGCGAGUCAGCAUCUCUCUUCCUGGCCAACUCCCAGGGAUUGCUGUAUCAAGUGAUUUGGUCAGCUGUGAUUUAUGUCGAUGUGUUCUUUGCCCUAAGUGCUUUUCUGCUGGUGUACAAUUUCUUGGGCAACAUUGAGCUGCAGAAUGAGAUUCAGGGCAGCAACUUGGGGGCAAAUGUGGUGCUUUUUGGCAAGCAUGUGCUCCAUCGAUACGUCCGCCUGACUCCUGCGCUCCUCGCCACGAUCCUGCAGACGGAGACUGUCAAUCAGUUCAUGCAGUCAUACUCGAGCUUCCACAUCAGCGAAACCCGAGACUUCCAGUGCGAAAGCUCGUGGUGGUACAAUUUGCUCUACAUUCAGAACUUCCUGGACAUGAAUAUGAUAUGUGGAGGUUGGACGUGGUAUUUGGCAUGUGAUUUCCAAUAUUUCAUCGUCUUCCUGUUGCUCCUCUUUAUCUUCGUGAAGUCGAAAGCCCUUGGGAAAUUGGUAUUCGCAAUUGUGGCAGCAAUUUUCAUUCCGCUCACCUUCUACACGCUCUUCGCCAACGACUUCACAGUUCGUUUUGACGCCAUCUUCAGGACACUCAACAUCGUGUACGCCAAGUUCUGGUGUCGCAUGAAUCCCUACAUUGCGGGCGCCUUUGCUGGAUAUCUCAUGCGGAGGAUCGUGAAGGACGACAUUAAAAUCAAGAGGUUUUCCGCGGUUUUCGCGUGGGGCUGCAUGGGAAUGCUGCUGCUCGGCUCGCUCAGCGUCACUUACUGGCGGGAUUUGCCCAGCUGGGCGUAUGCAAUCAUCCUGGCGGGCGGACGAGUGGCCAUUGGCAUUGGCACCGGCGUGGCCAUCAUCCUUUGUCAUCUCGGCCACGGCGGUUGGAUCAACAGUAUUUUCAGCCACGGCGCUUUCCAGCACACCCAGAAAUUGACCUACACCGCAUAUCUGCUCAAUCCACUCGUGAUUUUCUUCCUCGCCGGCGUGAAAGAAAAAGGAGUGCAAGUGGAUAACGCUGAACAGGCAAUUUUCUUCUUGGCUGUAACUAUAAUCACAUAUAUCUUGGCAGUGAUAAAUACUCUGCUAUUCGAGAGACCUUUUCAACGGCUCUCAGAUGCUUUCAUCGUGAAGAGAUAUAAUAAAUAGCCAAAAUG